AUGACAAGCCGUAGAAGAGAAGAUGAUGAAAAAAAGGAAGAGAAGGAACGAGAAAGAGAAACAAAAACAAGAAGAAUAAGAAAUGAAGAUGAAAGGGAAAGAGAAGAAAGAAAGAGAAAAACGAAAAAGAGGGAGAAUAGGAAAGAAAGGAAAAGAAAGAAAAGA
Messenger RNA from Strongylocentrotus purpuratus (purple sea urchin), 165 nucleotides. Its product is annotated as nucleolar protein 58-like. The transcript is spliced from 3 exons. NCBI's taxonomy places the organism in Eukaryota, Metazoa, Echinodermata, Echinoidea, Camarodonta, Strongylocentrotidae. The annotation marks the transcript as partial. The record is from RefSeq and is a predicted model, not a curated record.